Molecule: messenger RNA, 1503 nt
Organism: Entamoeba histolytica HM-1:IMSS
Lineage: Eukaryota; Evosea; Mastigamoebida; Endamoebidae
Exons: 1
Coding region: 1-1503 (500 amino acids)
Source: RefSeq, a predicted model, not a curated record
AUGCAAUUAGGAUAUAAUGAAAUAAUGAUUGUCUCGAAGUAUUUUGAAGAUAUUAAUGAUUUUAUUAAUUUAGAAAUUGGAAUUAAAAGAUUUAGAGGAAAUAUGGAACGAUUUCAUUUUAAUCCAAUUCCAUUGAAUGAAUAUUCAAGAAAAUUAUUUCCUAAUAUUGAAACAUUUCAUAUUUAUAAUGGAUAUGAUAAAAUAUUUGAAGAUGGAAAAAUAUUUAAAUACGUAAUAUGGUAUGAUGUGAGUUAUUCAAGAUAUUUAGAAGAGAAAAAAGAAAAGAAUGAAUAUAAAAAUAUCGAAUAUACAAUAUAUGAUAGAGAAGAAUAUGGAAAUACAAUACCAAUAGAAGUUAAUUCACUUGGAAUUAAUUGUUUUUAUAGAUGUAAUGAUAUUCAAUCAAUUAAUAUACCAACAAGUGUAAGUAAAAUAGGAAAUGAAUGUUUUUAUCAAUGUACAUCAUUAACAAGUAUUAAUAUACCAACAAGUAUCAGUGAAAUAGGAGAUAAAUGUUUUUGUGGAUGUUAUUCAUUAAGAACAAUUGAUAUACCAAUAAGUAUAAGUAAAAUAGGAUAUUGUUGUUUUUCUGGAUGUUCAUCAUUACAAACAAUUAAUAUACCAACAAAUGUUAGUAAAAUAGAGUAUUGGUGUUUUAAAUAUUGUACAUCAUUAAAAUCAAUCAAUAUACCAACAAGUAUAAGUGAAAUAGGAAAUGGAUGUUUUGAAGAAUGUUCAUCAUUAACAUCAAUUAAUAUAGAAGAUGUGAAAUAUAUAAGUGAAGAAAGAAUAUUUAUGAAUGAGCCAGUGUUAAUUAGUAUUGAAAUACCAAAGAAUUUAAAAAUGAUAAAUGGAAAGCAUAUUGAAAAGAAAGAUAUUAAUGAAUUUAUUAUUCCAUCAUCAAUCACUGAAAUAGGAGAUUAUUGUUUUAAAGAAUGUUUAUCAUUAAAAUCAAUUGAUAUACCAAUAAGUAUAAGCAAAAUAGGAUAUUGGUGUUUUUGUGAAUGUUCAUCACUAACAUCAAUUAAUAUACCAACAAAUGUUAGUAAAAUAGGAGAUUAUUGUUUUUAUGGAUGUUAUUCAUUAAGAACAAUUGAUAUACCAACAAAUGUUAGUAAAAUAGGAUAUUGUUGUUUUUCUAGAUGUUCAUCAUUAAAAUCAAUUGAUAUACCAACAAGUGUAACUGAAAUAGGAUAUUGGUGUUUUUGUGAAUGUUCAUCAUUAAGAACAAUUAAUAUACCAACAAGUGUCAGUGAAAUAGGAAAUUAUUGUUUUUAUGGAUGUUCAUCACUAACAUCAAUUAAUAUACCAACAAAUGUUAGUAAAAUAGGAGGUGGAUGUUUUUAUAAAUGUACAUCAUUAAUAUCAAUUAAUAUACCAUCAUCAAUUACAUCAUUUAGAAAUGGAUGUUUUUAUGGAUGUGGAUGUGAAGAAGAAUUAAAGAAGAAUAAAUCAAUACCAGAAUAUUGCUUUGAAGAAUAUUUUUAUGAAGAAAUAAGAUAA